This is a messenger RNA of Adineta steineri, 2415 nucleotides long. Lineage: Eukaryota; Metazoa; Rotifera; Eurotatoria; Adinetida; Adinetidae. The record is from the annotation of a GenBank genome assembly.
AUGAUUACACAAGAUGAUAGCCUUGUUUAUGAGGCAAAGCAUGUCUUCCGUUUUCUUUUAGCAACUGUUAUACGUCGAAUACAAAAUGUUGAUAUCAAUACAUUCGUUCUUGAACGUCUUCUUCCAUUAAUUUUUCAAACAUGUGAUCGUUAUAUUCAAACAGUUAAAAUAAAUUCUCCCGAUGAAUCUCAAAACUCAACAACUGAUUUUCUUAAAAAAAUGUAUAAAAAUGAUCUCCAUGUUGCUAUGUAUAAUCGUCAAUCUGAAAUAAAAUAUUUAAAACGUCUUAUACUUGAUUUAAUGCCAAUCAUAACACCAAAAUUUAUCUAUGAAUGUAAAGGUUCUCGUCAUUUUUUAAGUGAAGUAAUUGCUUGUCAAAUUUUAAUUGAUGGUAUUGAUGCUAUAUGUGAACCUAAUACAUUAAAUCGUUUAUUUCAUUUAUAUUUUACAACUGCUAUUCAACGUCGAAAUGGACUUUUGAAUGUAAUAAAUACUCCAACUAGUCCAUCAGUUGAAUUAUUAACACGUUUUUGUUCAAUGAAUGGUCCAAUACAUAAAAAUCAAUUAGCUUUAGAAUUAACGGAUGUUAUGUAUGAAAAAGAAUUAUUAAAUCAAUUUAGCCGUGUACUUGAUCGUCAUGAUUCUAUUGGUUUAUUAAGUAUUUAUGUAACAUUAUCUGAUACUUUAAAUGAUAUUCCAUCAGCAUCAAAUAUAUUAGUUCGAAAAAAAAUUUAUCAACGUUUAAAACAUAUUGAUGAACGUUAUUUAAAUCCUAAAACAUCUGAUGGAUUUGUAAGCAUUAGUAAUCCACAUGAUCCAACUGAUACAUUAAUAGAUGACAUAAAAACUUUAAUUUAUAAUGAUUUGGCAGAAAGUAUUAAAGAAGAAAAUGAAGAAAAUAAGUCAGAUAAAGCACCUAAAACAUUUGAUGUUCAACAUACAUUUACAUUAUUAUCUCGUUUUCAUUGUAAAAUUUAUGAAUUAGUUGAAGAAAAAUAUCAACGAUGUUUCUUAACAAGUGAUGAACAUUUUCUUUAUAUAUGUGGUAAAAGAAUGGAUUCACCUGAUUAUAAAAUGAAAGCUCAAAAUUUCGAUGAAAUUGCAUUAGAUUUCGUUCAUAUUGAAGAAAUCAGAAAUACUAAUGAAGCUGCAAAUAAACGUAAUGCAUCAAAACAUUAUACAACAACAUCCUACAAAGAUUUGGAAGACAGAGAUGAAGUACAUCUAAAAUGUCCAGAAGAAACAACGAGUAUUGGCAGUAAUAGUUCAUAUGAUGAUAGAGAUUUAAAUACAUGGCGUGUACUUAUCAGUCAUGCUGAAGAAGUACGUGAUAAUUACAAUUCAGCUGCAAAAUAUUGUGUAUUUAUUAUUGAAGUACAACGAAUGGAGACAAAUACUAUUAAUCCAAUGAUGAUUGAUGACGAAAAAACACAUUGGAUUGUCGCAAGACGUUAUCAAGAUUUUUAUUUACUCGAACAAAAAUUAACUGAAUUUCAUGGAGUUUUUUCUGAUGCUCGUUUACCAGCAAAACGAUCAGCAACAACAGCACGAAAUGUUGAAUUUCUUCAAUCAUUGAAAAAAGAUUUCGAAUAUUUUUUACGACAUUUAUUAUCGAAACCAACAUUACGUAAUAGUGAAUUAUUAUACAAUUUUUUAACACAACCUGAUGAUUUUACUCUACCAAAUGGUGAAAUUAUAUUAGCGAAAAUGUUUAAAGUUGUACCACGUCGAUUACGUAUUGAAAAAGGUCAAUAUCUUGAUCCAUUCCUAAUAUCAUUAAUCAGUUACGCUGAACCAGCUAAACCAAAAGCAACACAACCAAGUCCUAUUUUUAGCGAUAUUGUCGAAGCAAAGCUUCAAAAUUCCAUCUAUGGAAAUAAUGCGAAUAUAAAUGAACCUAUGGAGGAAUCACCCAUAGAAAAAUCUAAUCUUAAUGGAUAUGAUAGUGCAUAUGAAUAUAUGGUUGUUAUUGCUAAACAAAUCUUUUCAGCAUCGCCAUUAUUAAUUUAUGUAUUAGAUUUACUUCGCAUACCAUUAAAAAAUUCCUGUGAUACAUUCUUUUCACAUUUUGUUGAUAACAGUGUUGAUGAAAUCUUAGAAGACGAAGAAAAUAUCAUUGAUGUAAUUCAUGCUCUUCGAGAUGUAAUUUUUCCAAAUGAUGCUGAAGAUAAAAGUCCAACGGACUCAGUCAAUUUUGAUGAUGUUGUCGCAGCAGCUGAUGCAUUUUUGCCAAAUUUGAUCAAACUUAUACUUGGUAAAACCAAUAUUGAAAAUGGUUUACAAACUAUUUUAAAACAUUUUCAAGAUCCAUUACUCAAUAAACAAUUAUUUUAUAUAAUUCUCGAUGAAAUUCUCCUUCAACUUUUUCCUGAAUUACAAGCACAUUCUGAAAAAACAAUUACUCAUUUAAAUUAA